Molecule: messenger RNA, 358 nt
Organism: Umbelopsis ramanniana AG
Lineage: Eukaryota; Fungi; Mucoromycota; Umbelopsidomycetes; Umbelopsidales; Umbelopsidaceae
Exons: 4
Coding region: 26-232 (68 amino acids)
Source: RefSeq, a predicted model, not a curated record
UUGACCAUUUAAUUCACAUCUCACUAUGACCCGUGGCAAUCAACGUGAACAAGAUCGUCUCAAGGCUCAAAAGAAGGCUGGCGGCAAAGCCAAGGCUACUACUUUGAAUGGUCAGUCCUUGAAGAACAAGCAAGAAAGUGAUGCCGAUAUCAUGCGAAGAAAGCAAGAAGCUGCUGCUGCAAAGAAGGCUGCUGAUAGCGGGAAAAGCACAUCUGGCAAAGAUGGAAAAUAAUAGAUAUGGGGGGCGCUGAUGUUGUUUUGGCACGAUCAUUUUUUGGGACCAUUCGAUAUCGCCAAUCUUUUGUUACCACCCCUAUAUGGAAUAAAUGGAACACCUUGUUUUAAGUACUGCUUUUAA